Molecule: messenger RNA, 1780 nt
Organism: Trichechus manatus latirostris (Florida manatee)
Lineage: Eukaryota; Metazoa; Chordata; Mammalia; Sirenia; Trichechidae
Gene: MAB21L1
Product: mab-21 like 1
Exons: 1
Coding region: 110-1189 (359 amino acids)
Source: RefSeq, a predicted model, not a curated record
CGCUCGCGGCGGGCCCUUUCCCCCGAAGUUGGCUCCAGCGCCAGCAGCCGCAUUGGAUCCCACGGCCUACUGCGAGACUCCGGUGUACAACCCGGAUCUCUGCCCCAACAUGAUCGCGGCGCAGGCCAAACUGGUCUACCAUCUCAACAAAUACUACAACGAGAAGUGCCAGGCCCGGAAAGCGGCCAUCGCCAAAACCAUCCGGGAAGUGUGCAAAGUGGUGUCGGAUGUGCUGAAGGAGGUUGAGGUGCAGGAGCCCCGCUUCAUCAGCUCUCUCAACGAGAUGGACAACCGCUACGAGGGCCUCGAGGUCAUCUCGCCCACCGAGUUCGAGGUGGUGCUCUACCUCAACCAGAUGGGCGUCUUCAACUUCGUGGACGACGGCUCGCUGCCCGGCUGCGCGGUGCUCAAGCUGAGCGACGGGCGCAAGCGGAGCAUGUCCCUCUGGGUGGAGUUCAUCACCGCCUCCGGCUACCUCUCUGCGCGCAAGAUCCGCUCCCGCUUCCAGACGCUGGUGGCCCAGGCGGUGGACAAAUGCAGCUACCGGGACGUGGUGAAAAUGGUGGCGGACACCAGCGAAGUGAAACUGCGGAUCCGAGAUCGGUACGUGGUGCAGAUCACCCCGGCGUUCAAGUGCACCGGGAUCUGGCCGCGCAGCGCGGCCCACUGGCCGCUGCCCCACAUCCCCUGGCCGGGCCCCAACCGGGUGGCCGAGGUCAAGGCCGAGGGCUUCAACCUCUUGUCCAAGGAGUGCCACUCCCUGGCCGGCAAGCAGAGCUCGGCCGAGAGCGACGCCUGGGUGCUGCAGUUCGCGGAGGCCGAGAACAGACUGCAGAUGGGGGGCUGCCGGAAGAAAUGCCUGUCCAUCCUCAAGACCCUGCGGGACCGGCACCUGGAGCUGCCGGGCCAGCCCCUGAACAAUUACCACAUGAAGACGCUGGUCUCCUACGAGUGCGAGAAGCACCCGCGCGAGUCGGACUGGGACGAGUCGUGCCUGGGGGACAGACUCAACGGCAUUCUGCUGCAGCUCAUCUCCUGCCUGCAGUGUCGCCGCUGUCCCCACUAUUUCCUCCCCAACCUAGACCUGUUUCAGGGCAAACCGCACUCGGCGCUGGAGAAUGCCGCCAAGCAGACGUGGCGCCUGGCGCGGGAGAUUCUCACCAACCCGAAAAGUUUGGAAAAACUUUAGAGGCCGAUUUAAUCGCGACUCGACACGAAGACACUUCCCAGCGUGCCGAUUACGUUGGAACUUCCUGUUCCAUUCCUAGCUACUCUUCUAGUUGACGAUGCAAACGAUCUCUUCCUUGAAAAGGAGUAACACAAGCCUUCGGCAUCAUCUCAGCCACCCCUCCAAGGGGCGGAAAAGCAGCGGAGGAAGCGGAUGGAGAAAAACCCAAACUCGCAAGUAUUAGAAGAUUUCUUUACCACCGACUUUCUAGCUCCGGGGAAAGGUCCACAGUAAGACCGGAACACAACCCGGCUGCCUUGCAAGACCGCAGUGAGCACUGCCUGACUCUCAGAGGAUUACAACGGUCUCGGCGCCCUAGGUACAGCUGCCUGCGAGUCCACGCGGUUCGGACGCGCCAGCGGAAGGAAUGCGUAAUGUAUAUUUUGGUUUGUAACAAAUAUUGUCAGCUCACAUUGUCUUUGAAAGUGUGGAUGUUGGUGUUUUGUGAUUUGGUGAGCAGAGGUUACGUUGCCAUUUGGGAGACUGGCGGACAUUUUCCACUAACAAAGAUGCCAUUUAAGGUAGAUUUUCCUCCGGAUACUUUUCCCUGCC